Messenger RNA from Musca domestica (house fly), 4090 nucleotides. RefSeq names its product ATP-binding cassette sub-family G member 8. The record is from RefSeq and is a predicted model, not a curated record. Gene Ontology annotation, molecular function: ATP hydrolysis activity; ABC-type transporter activity; ATP binding. The coding region runs from base 1001 to 3772 and encodes 923 amino acids. NCBI's taxonomy places the organism in Eukaryota, Metazoa, Arthropoda, Insecta, Diptera, Muscidae. Gene Ontology annotation, cellular component: plasma membrane. The transcript is spliced from 13 exons.
AGAGUUUAAGCACGUUGGUCAUUCCAGAAACUAAACUGCGCACGGCGCAGUCCGAUCUUAAUUAAGCAACUAAAUCUCUAACCAAAUUCCAAACGGAGAUCUACAAAUUUUAACUCAAAAUACUAUAAAAGAAAAUAAUGAUUUUGUUGUUCAGAAAAGGAAUUCAGUUUUGAAAAGAAUUUACAAAAAAUUGAAAAAGUGUAAAAAAAUAUUCUAACGGCGUUGUUUCCCUCCCCUUUGAUCCACCAAACAAAGUUCAUUGCUUAUUGCCUUUUUGCUUUGCCCCAUAAUAAUUCCCCGCACCCAGCCCCUGCCACACAACAAGUGCCUGAAGCAAAAUCGGAAAAAAGUAUAGCAAAAAAAAACGCGUAUUUUUCUAUUCUUGUUGUUUGUAUCUAUACCAGAGUUUUGGCUUCCUUUUCUCGUGUCUAUUUUUUUUUUUCGUUGUGGUUAUUCUAUUUGUCCAUUGUGCCGCCUUGUAUUCUAGAAAAAAAAUGAGAAUUGUUGAUUUUCAAUAAAAAAAAAAUAAAUAAAUAAAAACGGAAUGCAUCGAGUCGAAUGCAAAUUAAUAAUAAAUAAUAUCAAUGAAAUAUUUUGUUUAAAUCUCGUUUAUGUUUUACCGCCUGCAUUAAAAUACCAUCAUCAAUAACAAGCCUCGGAAACAAAAUAAAAGAAAACAAGAUAAGCAAAUUGAAUUUAUUCAUUGAAACGAAUUAAUCAUCCAGAUUUCAUUUUGUGCGUUCCUGUGCAUCUCUGUGCGUGCGUGUGUUUGUGUUCAAGUGCGUGGUAUAGAAUUAAGGUAUUAAUGCAGUGAACGCAGUCUGUCUUAGUGGCUUUUUUAUAUCUUGGCUGGAAGAAAUCACAAAAGGAAAUACCUUUUUUAUGAGUUACCUUUGGAAAUUGAAUGAAGACCCAUGAUAUUUAAUAACAAGAAAUUAUAACACCCACUUCACUUCAAACUACUCUAUAUCUGAGAAGUGACGAACACCCAGCCAACAUCAUGGAAUUGAGUAAUUUUGGUGCAACGAAAAAAAUGUCACGCGAGGAGAGGCGUUACUCAGUGCCACAUGGACCGAAUUCACCACUGCCGCAUGCAGCGUCCGAAGACUUGCAUGCAUGGUCAAUAUACAGGCAAAAUUUGAAUUCAGAUUUUACCGACUCAGCCCUGGGCUCCUCGGACAAAUCACCGCUGCCAUAUGGAAAUUUUCAAUUACGCGAUUCCACAGUACAAUCAAUACUCAAUCAUCCGCGUUAUGGACCCAAAUCACCAUUGGGCUCUAAUAUGUACACAUAUCUGAAAUUUGGUCUACCACGUGUCUUCCCACCCAAUGCCGGUUCACAACGUUCCCAUCGGCCCGGCCCCGGUCCUGGCGGUGCCAGAGGUGGUCCCAGCAGUGGUGGUGUUAGCGGUCGUAUUAAUCGCGGUUUCCGUGACAGUUCAGCCGGUCCGACGGCUGGCUCUUCGGGUUACGAUAGCAGUGACAACGAAACGACACGCAGUCGAGGACCACCGAAUUUAAGAAAAUAUCGUAGUGAAUCGGAUUUUCGUGCCAUUGGUGGUAUACCCUCAUCACGUCCCGAUUCUCGUGCUCAAGGCAUACCGAUGUCCGCCCUUCGACAAGCUAACAGUCGAGCUAGUAUAGCUGUUGGUACCCAUGUAAAUAGCCAUCAUCCCCAGCAUCACCAUAUGCCUAAUGGCAAACAUUAUGGCCAUCGUUCGCACAGUGAAGCGGAUCUUCUGGCCAGUGCUGGUGGCAAUGAUGUCUAUGACUAUGGUGGCGGCGGUGGUGGUGGGGGCGGAGCAGCUGAAUCCCGUAUAUAUGGUACUUCACGCAAUCGUCACCAUCACAUGGAACACGCGAAUGGCGGUAGUCACAUUUCGAAUUAUGGUGGUGUGUCACAACGUAAACGCUCCGAAAUAGGUUUGGUCUACCCUAAUAUACAGGUCCACUGUCUGGAUGUGAAUCCCUGUCUGAGGGGUGUUUCGCUGCAAGCCAAGGCCGGAGAUUUAUUUGCCAUUAUGGCGACAUCACAAAAAGAGGGCACAGCUCUGACAGAAUGUCUGGCCGGUUUGAAUGAAAGGAUCGGCGGUGAGAUCCUCAUCAAUGGCCAGCAGAUAAAUCGUCGUGGCCUUAGGGAGUUGUGUAGUUAUGUGCCUGCUUUAAGUGUGUCCUCGCUGGAUCCCCGGAUGAGUGUACAGUGUACAUUGAAUUUCCAUGCCACCCUGAGGGGUCCCAUGGACCGGAGUGAUUUAAAAGAGAGGAUGGAUGUCCUUAUCGAGGAUCUGGGUUUGACCACUGUGCGGGCCUCUAAUGUCUCCUCGCUGACUCAUUCGGAAAAACAACGCCUUAGCGUGGCCUGCCAGCUACUGGCCCAGUCAUCGAUUUUAAUUUUGGAUCAAGUCACAUCGAAUAUGGAUAUAUUCGAUACUUUCUUCCUUGUGGAAUAUUUGCGUCAAUGGUGCAGUGGUGGCCGGAUAGUCAUAAUGACCCUCCAACCACCCACAUUUGAAAUUUUGUCCAUGUGUUCCGGGGUCCUGCUGCUGUCCGGGGGACGUACAGUUUUCUCCGGCAGUCGUUCGGAUUUGCCAAGGCACAUGGGAGAACUGGGUUAUCCCUGUCCGCCCUUUAAAAAUCCAGCAGAUUAUUACUUGGAUUUGGUGACACUGGACGAUCUGUCCGCUGCCGCAUUACUGGAAUCAUCAGCCCGUAUCGAGUCGUUGGCAAAUUCCUGGGACCAAAUAAAUUCCGAACCCCCCUUGGCGGCCCCACCCGCCUCACUGCCAAAUUUUGUACGAAAGGCCGGUUUCUUUGGCCAAAUGAAGGCUCUGAUUAAACGUUUUGCGGCCUACAAACAACCGGGCUCUCUGCUCACCUGGAUAAGCAAACUAAUAUCGGCAGCUGUGAUUUCCCUUUGCAUUGGCUGCAUAUUUUGGGAUGUACCUGCCUCGGAUCCCCAACUGACAUACAACGAUCGUUUGGGUUAUCACCACUGUGUCAUGGCGUUAAUGUAUUGGCCUCUGCUAAUGUUAACCAUUAGGGAUACCCAAGAAGAUCGGCGUCAUGCCGAAAGAGAUUUAAGAUUAGGACUAUACUCAAGAUCCCUAUAUAUUAUUGUACAGAGUUUGGCUGGUUUGUUCCCCAGUUUGUGUAUAUGGUUGGCAUAUCUUUUACCGGCCCAUAGCAUGGCCGGUUUGUAUACCUACAGUACCAGCAGCGAUACUGGUAUCUAUUUGUAUAUGGGUUAUAUGCUGCUGUAUUUGACGGUCAUCCAAACAUUGGCAAUAUUCUGUGCCCACCUUAUGCCCAGCAAGGUUGGAUCGACAAUACUAAAUACUCUUAUUUCGUUGGGUCUUACCGCCGUCGGAGGAUAUUCCAUACAUCCAAAGAAUGUCUCGAAAAUCUGGUCAUGGUCGGAGUUGAUAUCACCUGAAAAAUGGCUAUUACCGGUUCUGGUACAGGAUGAAUAUAGUGCCGAGACCUUGGCAAAUUCGGCAGGAUUACAGCUAUGCCGUAACAAACAGGUGCAACACCAAGAGAUUAUAGUACAACAGCCCUGUCCACCACCGAAUGGUACCCAAGUGCUAGUCGACUUUCAAUUGCUGCCACAAGAUCACAAAUUGGAUCCCACCUACACCUACGAUCAGACAACAACGGUGGCCUUGGUUUUGGCAUCGAUUGUUGUAUUCUUCGUAACCUUCUUUGUGUUCGCUUGCAAUUGUCGUAACAUGUUCUGUAAGAAACCGAAAAAAGCGUUUAGAGAUCGACUUUGAGGUGGAGCAGCAAUGAAGAGUUGCUGGCGCAAAGCGAAGCGUUUAAACCAUAAAAUACGAUUAGUUAAGUUUUAGUGCUGCAAUACUUUUUACAAAAAAAUAUAAUUUUUUUCCAACAAAAAAAACUAUUUAAAUUUUUGUUCAUAAGUUUUAAAAACGACUUCCAUAGCUAUACAUUGUUAGAAUGCAUAUAUUUUUAAAUAAUUAAAAUUAUUACUAUUAAACAACGCACAUUUUGAUUAUGCAUUUUUUAAACAAAUAAGACAUUUUUCAUACAAUUAUUUUUAUAUUAUUAACAACAAAUUAUUAUAUAUAUCU